Molecule: messenger RNA, 2423 nt
Organism: Neogale vison (American mink)
Lineage: Eukaryota; Metazoa; Chordata; Mammalia; Carnivora; Mustelidae
Gene: CRBN
Product: cereblon
Exons: 11
Coding region: 34-1368 (444 amino acids)
Biological process (GO): protein ubiquitination
Cellular component (GO): Cul4A-RING E3 ubiquitin ligase complex
Source: RefSeq, a predicted model, not a curated record
CCCUGUCCCAGCCUCCUCUGCGGGUAAACAGACAUGGCCGGCGAGAGAGACCCGCAGGACGCUGCGCACAACAUGGGAAACCACCUGCCGCUCCUCCCUGCAGAGAGUGAGGAAGAAGAUGAAAUUGAAAUGGAAGUCGAAGACCAGGAUAGCAAAGAAGCCAAAAAACCAAACGUCAUAAAUUUUGACACCAGUCUGCCAACAUCACACACAUAUCUGGGCGCUGAUAUGGAAGAAUUUCAUGGCAGGACCUUGCACGAUGACGACAGCUGUCAGAUUAUUCCAGUUCUGCCACAGGUGAUGAUGAUCCUGAUCCCUGGGCAGACCUUACCUCUUCAGCUUUUUCGUCCUCAGGAAGUCAGUAUGGUGCGGAAUUUAAUUCAGAAAGACAGAACCUUUGCAGUUCUUGCAUACAGUAAUAUACAGGAGAGGGAAGCACAGUUUGGAACAACAGCAGAGAUAUAUGCCUAUCGAGAAGAACAGGAUUUCGGAAUUGAGAUAGUGAAAGUGAAAGCAAUUGGAAGACAAAGGUUCAAAGUCCUUGAGCUAAGAACACAGUCAGAUGGAAUCCAGCAAGCUAAAGUGCAAAUUCUUCCUGAAUGUGUGUUGCCUUCAACCAUGUCUGCAGUUCAGUUAGAAUCCCUCAAUAAAUGCCAGAUAUUUCCUUCAAAACCUGUCUCAUGGGAAGACCAGUAUUCAUGUAAAUGGUGGCAGAAAUACCAGAAGAGAAAGUUUCAUUGUGCAAAUUUGACUUCAUGGCCUCGCUGGCUAUAUUCCUUAUAUGAUGCUGAAACUUUAAUGGAUAGAAUCAAGAAACAGCUGCGUGAAUGGGAUGAAAAUCUAAAAGAUGAUUCUCUUCCUUCAAAUCCAAUAGAUUUUUCUUACAGAGUAGCUGCUUGUCUUCCUAUUGAUGAUGUAUUAAGGAUUCAGCUCCUUAAAAUUGGCAGUGCCAUCCAACGACUUCGCUGUGAACUAGAUAUUAUGAAUAAAUGUACAUCUCUUUGCUGUAAACAAUGUCAAGAAACAGAAAUAACAACCAAAAAUGAAAUAUUCAGUUUAUCUUUGUGUGGACCGAUGGCAGCUUAUGUGAAUCCUCACGGAUAUGUGCAUGAGACACUGACCGUGUAUAAGGCUUGCAACUUGAACCUCAUAGGCCGGCCUUCUACAGAGCACAGCUGGUUUCCUGGGUAUGCUUGGACUAUCGCCCAGUGUAGGAUCUGUGCAAGCCAUAUUGGAUGGAAAUUUACAGCCACCAAAAAAGACAUGUCACCUCAAAAAUUUUGGGGUUUGACUCGAUCUGCUCUGCUGCCCACUAUCCCAGACACUGAAGAUGAGAUAAGCCCCGACAAAGUAAUACUUUGCUUAUAAACAAAUGCAGUAGAGAUAAAGUUAAUAUUUAUUAAGUUGGUCUUGUAAAAUCAGAUCUGCUUUGGAAAUUACUGCAUUUGAUGCAUACCCAAGUAAAAAGCAACAUUAUAUGGAAGGUUACAGUUUCUUAGUCAAAAGGUAUUUGAAGUUUUAAAUUAAAAUAUACUAUUGAAAGGAUGAAAAACAGUCUAGAAAACUUGGUUUUUAGGAAUAUCUACCUAGGUACCUUGGUAUCAUUCUAGUCUGGCCUGCUAGGACAUGAAGACCUCUCUGGAAGGGAGGAGAUGGGUUUCCUGCACGAACCUCUUUGUAAUUCCUCUGACACGAGGUUAGCCACUUGCUCGUGAUACAUUGAACCAACAGCAAGUUCUUACCUGUGCUCUGACGGAAGUUCCCAAAGCCAGGGUGCCAAAUACAAGGUCCUUUAAUUUUCUUGAGUUUCUCUCAUACUGAUUUGUAAAUUUUGAAAAUAUUAAAGAGUUAAAAUAUACAGUUUGAGCCCCAAAAUAGUGUUCAUUUCCUUACGCAUUUGUUAGUGAGAAAUAUAACUUAUUCGCUCAGUGUUUCUCUGAACAACCUGGUUAUUCUGUUCCAAAUUCCAAUUUGAACCUAAAUUAAUACGGAACAGAGAUAUUUAUUAGAACACACCUCCCUUCUAUCUGGCUAAAAAGUAACUAUAUUUUGUAAGCACCUCCAUUCCAUGUAAAUUGAAAAUCUCAAGUAAAAUUUAAGAGCAAACAAUAUUACACAUCUUUGUUUAAAUAAUGUAAAAUAUAUACUCACAAGCUGAUAAUUUAAGCAUUAAGAUGAAGUUUUAGAUAGAUUGAUUAGCCACCUACCUCUUCGCUUUUAUGUUCAAGUGUUGAUUGGAUCCUUUCACAUUUGUGUAAAUAGGACGACUUCACUGCUUUACAUAAUUGGGGAAAGUUCAACUAAUGGGGAGAAAUGUAUGAGGCCAAAAACAGACUGUUAAAUCUCUUUUUUUAAUUUAUUAAUAUUUUCUUUUACCAAAUGUGCAGUGGGUAUGAUUGCCUAAACUAAAAUGCUCAACUGAA